Molecule: messenger RNA, 2359 nt
Organism: Pan troglodytes (chimpanzee)
Lineage: Eukaryota; Metazoa; Chordata; Mammalia; Primates; Hominidae
Gene: CCT6A
Product: chaperonin containing TCP1 subunit 6A
Exons: 14
Coding region: 445-2040 (531 amino acids)
Biological process (GO): protein folding
Molecular function (GO): ATP binding; ATP-dependent protein folding chaperone; ATP hydrolysis activity
Source: RefSeq, a predicted model, not a curated record
ACCUAGGGCACCGUCGAGCACACGGUCCGGGAAGCUCCAAUGAAACGGAACAAACCGCGAGAUUAGGGGCGGUAGGAGGCCCACCCUACGCCUGCCCCCGCGGAGCACAAGCCCCGCCUGCGUCCCGAACUCCCGGGUCCGCAAAGCUGGGCCCCACAGAGCUCCAACGCCGGAACCAAGGAGCACGGAAUGCCGGGAACAAGCUCCUCCCGUGCGCGAUGACGACGAGGCCGCGGCGCGAAGGGUGGGACCGCAGGAGCCGUGCAGCCGCGGACCAAUGAGCGGGCGCCGGACGACCUGUGGCCCAAUGGCGGCGGCGCGCGGGCACGCUGGGGGCCGGCCAGACGGGCCGACUUUUCCAGAAGACCCGGAUAGUUCCUCCCGGCCACGCCGCGCCGGCUCUGGGCACUCAGCAUCGUUUCCUUUUCCUCCGCUGGAGCAGCUAUGGCGGCGGUGAAGACCCUGAACCCCAAGGCCGAGGUGGCCCGAGCGCAGGCGGCGCUGGCGGUCAACAUCAGCGCGGCGCGGGGUCUGCAGGACGUGCUAAGGACCAACCUGGGGCCCAAGGGCACCAUGAAGAUGCUCGUUUCUGGCGCUGGAGACAUCAAACUUACUAAAGACGGCAAUGUGCUGCUUCACGAAAUGCAAAUUCAACACCCAACAGCUUCCUUAAUAGCAAAGGUAGCAACAGCCCAGGAUGAUAUAACUGGUGAUGGUACGACUUCUAAUGUCCUAAUCAUUGGAGAGCUGCUGAAACAGGCGGAUCUCUACAUUUCUGAAGGCCUUCAUCCCAGAAUAAUCACUGAAGGAUUUGAAGCUGCAAAGGAAAAGGCCCUUCAGUUUUUGGAAGAAGUCAAAGUAAGCAGAGAGAUGGACAGGGAAACACUUAUAGAUGUGGCCAGAACAUCUCUUCGUACUAAAGUUCAUGCUGAACUUGCAGAUGUCUUAACAGAGGCUGUAGUGGACUCCAUUUUGGCCAUUAAAAAGCAAGAUGAACCUAUUGAUCUCUUCAUGAUUGAGAUCAUGGAGAUGAAACAUAAAUCUGAAACUGAUACAAGCUUAAUCAGAGGGCUUGUUUUGGACCACGGAGCACGGCAUCCUGAUAUGAAGAAAAGGGUGGAGGAUGCAUACAUCCUCACUUGUAACGUGUCAUUAGAGUAUGAAAAAACAGAAGUGAAUUCUGGCUUUUUUUACAAGAGUGCAGAAGAGAGAGAAAAACUCGUGAAAGCUGAAAGAAAAUUCAUUGAAGAUAGAGUUAAAAAAAUAAUAGAACUGAAAAGGAAAGUCUGUGGCGAUUCAGAUAAAGGAUUUGUUGUUAUUAAUCAAAAGGGAAUUGACCCCUUUUCCUUAGAUGCUCUUUCAAAAGAAGGCAUAGUCGCUCUGCGCAGAGCUAAAAGGAGAAAUAUGGAGAGGCUGACUCUUGCUUGUGGUGGGGUAGCCCUGAAUUCUUUUGACGACCUAAGUCCUGACUGCUUGGGACAUGCAGGACUUGUAUAUGAGUAUACAUUGGGAGAAGAGAAGUUUACCUUUAUUGAGAAAUGUAACAACCCUCGUUCUGUCACAUUAUUGAUCAAAGGACCAAAUAAGCACACACUCACUCAGAUCAAAGAUGCAGUGAGGGAUGGCUUGAGGGCUGUCAAAAAUGCUAUUGAUGAUGGCUGUGUGGUUCCAGGUGCUGGUGCCGUGGAAGUGGCAAUGGCAGAAGCCCUGAUUAAACAUAAGCCCAGUGUAAAGGGCAGGGCACAGCUUGGAGUCCAAGCAUUUGCUGAUGCAUUGCUCAUUAUUCCCAAGGUUCUUGCUCAGAACUCUGGUUUUGACCUUCAGGAAACAUUAGUUAAAAUUCAAGCAGAACAUUCAGAAUCAGGUCAGCUUGUGGGUGUGGACCUGAACACAGGUGAGCCAAUGGUAGCAGCAGAAGUAGGUGUAUGGGAUAACUAUUGUGUAAAGAAACAGCUUCUUCACUCCUGCACUGUGAUUGCCACCAACAUUCUCUUGGUUGAUGAGAUCAUGCGAGCUGGAAUGUCUUCUCUGAAAGGUUGAAUUGAAGCUUCCUCUGUAUCUGAAUCUUGAAGACUGCAAAGUGAUCCUGAGGAAUACAGCUGUGGAAUUUUUGUCCAAGCUUCAAAUAAUUUUGAAAGAAAUUUUCCCAUAUGAAAAAAGGAGAGAACACUGGCAUCUGUUGAAAUUUGGAAGUUCUGAAAUUAUAGUAUUUUUAAAAAUUGCACUGAAGUGUAUACACAUAAAGCAGGUCUUUUAUCCAGUGAACAGGAUGUUUUGCUUUAGCAGCAGUGACAUAAAAUUCCAUGUUAGAUAAGCAUAUGUUACUUACCUUGUUAUUAAAUAUUUCUUGAAAAGCAAA